Molecule: messenger RNA, 819 nt
Organism: Malassezia pachydermatis
Lineage: Eukaryota; Fungi; Basidiomycota; Malasseziomycetes; Malasseziales; Malasseziaceae
Exons: 1
Coding region: 1-819 (272 amino acids)
Source: RefSeq, a predicted model, not a curated record
AUGGUCUCGUGGAUACAGUGGGUCCAGUCGUUGUGGCAGGGCACAUCCACAUCCAGCGACGCAUCAAAUGAGCAGGCUGAGGAGGUGCAGCAACCCAUCCCGCCUCGCCGCCGUGUGCGUAUUUACGACGAUGCGGCUGAGCCCGUAUACAAUCCGCCUUCGUUUGAAGGUCGCGUAGAUUGGGACGUGGAUACCGAGAGCGAUGCAUCGUCCAUGGAAUCGCAAGUGGCUCGCCACCGCUCUAUUCAGCGAAUCCUAUCGCGAAAGGGACUCCCACCAGAACUGUUGCGGCGCGUUGAUGCGUUUGCCGACGAGGGGUACGACCUAUGCGUGUCACGCUCCUUCUUGGGAAUGUAUACAAACAAUGCCAAUACGCGCUACCUAUACACGCCACCUUUGGCAUCCUCGCUACAUCAUGGGUGCCUGCUUCGCGUCGAAGUGGAGAUGGACAGUCAUGAUCAAGGAUGGAGUAGCGAGCCGAAUCGAAGUUGGCUGGGCACCUACCAGGGCAGCUAUACAUGGUGGGAUCUUACGUUAGAACGACCUGCCCAAGCUGCACAGUCCUCCGCAGAAACAGGCUCCGACACGGAAGAGGACGUACCCGCUUGGACUGAAAUUCAUCGUCAAGAGCUGUGCCGCAACAUACACGCGUCAGAUGCGUUCAAAGUACAUACGAUUACCUUGGACACGUCGAGUCCGAUUGUGCAGGAUGCACAGCCAGGAGAUCGGCUGUGUGUUUGGGUACGUACCCAAUUCCCAGGCUGGAUCAAUUUUGCACGACAUGCUAGCAUACGUGUUCGUCUGGCAUGGUCUGAUUAA